Messenger RNA from Puntigrus tetrazona (Sumatra barb), 1883 nucleotides. Its product is annotated as major histocompatibility complex class I-related gene protein-like. Gene Ontology annotation, cellular component: external side of plasma membrane. Lineage: Eukaryota; Metazoa; Chordata; Actinopteri; Cypriniformes; Cyprinidae. Gene Ontology annotation, biological process: immune response. The record is from RefSeq and is a predicted model, not a curated record.
CACAGCUGAAUCGAAAGAAAACUAGUUACUGAACUCGUCUUUCCACCUCUAGACAAACAAUCUCAGUAUGGAAAUUAAGGGCAGAUCUCACAACCUGAUGUAACUUGCUCAGUGAAGCUCAUUCAGUUCAUGUUUUUCCUUUCGAUUUAGGUGCGGCUAAAGUUUUUGCUGUGCUCUUCAAGACUACGCCAAAAACGGUCCGAAUUCACAUAAUUUUUAUCUGCAAUGAACUUCCUAAAUUUCUUCAUCUUCGUACCUUUGGUUCAUUCAGCGUCACACACCUUCAUGACUACAUACACUGAAACACAUGGACAGGGAGGGAUCUCCGAGAUUUCUGCUGUAUCUACUCUGGAUGGACGAGAGAUUGAUUAUUAUGACAGUCAGGUGAAAAAGCUGAUUCCCAAACAGGACUGGAUGCAGGUAUUUGCUUCCUCAGAAUCAUGGAAAAACUUCACUAAUAUGAGAGAACGAGUCCAAGAGACCAACAAACUCAACCUUCGCUUUCUAAUGGAACAGUUCCAUCAUUUGCAUGAUGUUCAUACCUAUAAACGAAUAUAUGGAUGUGAUUGGGAUGAUCGGACUGGACACUCAAACUGGUUUGAUCAACACACUUAUGAUGGAGAGGAUUUUAUCUCACUGGAUGUGGAGAACAACAGAUACCACGCGUCUGUACCACAGGCUUUUAACACAAUGAACAGCUGGAACGAGAACAGACAUAAGCUUGCCUAUCUAAGAAAAUACUAUAAAGAUGAGUGUGUUGGCUGGGUCCUGUAUUUACAGACAAGAGGACCUAAAGAAACAUCCUUCUCAAGGCUUAUGCAUGUGAUAUACGUAUUAAUAGCCAUCGUCAUAAUCCUAGCAGUCCUGAAUACUGGUACUAAAGUCCUGGCUUGCAAAAUUUCAGAAAUCUGUAUGGGGUUUCUAACAGUUUCUCUCAUUGUUUGUUCAGCGGAGCAUAGCUUCAGAACACUUUACUCUGAAAUGAAUUUACCAGAUUUCCCAGAGAUUUCUUCUUUAACUACUCUGGACGGACAACAUAUUGAUUAUUAUGACAGCGAGAUAAAGAAGCUGAUUCCCAGACAGGACUGGAUGAAGGAGUUUAUAUCUGGAGACAGAUUCGUAGAAUACACUGAGAUCAGAGAACACGUCCAGCAGACCAACAAAGUCAACCUUACUGUCCUAAUGGAGAUAUUCAAUCAGUCACAUGGAGUUCACACGUAUCAGAGGAUGUAUGGAUGUGGCUGGGAUGAUCAGACGGGAAAAUCAUAUGGGUUUGAUUAUCACGGUUAUGAUGGAGAGGAUUUCGUCUCGCUAGACCUAACAAAGCUCCUAUACAUCACAGUUGUACCAGAGGGGUUAAUAACUAUCGACAAGUGGAAUAAUGACAGAGUCCAGCUUGAAUUUCUAUGGCAAUUCUACCAGCAUAAGUGUGUUAGCUGGUUGAAAUAUUUCUUGAAGUUGAGGGAAGCAGAUUUAGAGAUAAGAGCUCCUCAGGUGUCUCUGUUACAGAAGAAUCCUUCUUCUCCAGUACUGUGUCAAGCCACAGGUUUCUACCCAGCAGCAAUGACUUUCAGCUGGUUGAGAAACGGACAGGAUGUGGAUGAGGAUGUGGAUCUCGGAGAGCUACUACCAAAUGAAGAUGGGACCUUCCAGCAGACAUCUGCUCUCCGUCUUCUGCCAGAUGAGUCUGAGAAGAACCAGUAUUUCUGUGUGGUGGAGCACCAGACGAAGACCAUCAGGAAGAUUCUGAGCCAGAACGAGAUCAAGAGUAACAUCAACAACUGGUACACCCGGUACUUAUGUGUGGUUGAUCACAAGGUAAAAGACCAUCCAGAAGAUUCCGACUGAGAUCAAGAGAACAAACAGUAUGUUUUUUAUAGUGC